Molecule: messenger RNA, 915 nt
Organism: Camelina sativa (false flax)
Lineage: Eukaryota; Viridiplantae; Streptophyta; Magnoliopsida; Brassicales; Brassicaceae
Source: RefSeq, a predicted model, not a curated record
AUGAACAAACCAUUGUUCGAACGCAUAGUCAGUACUAUUAAGAAUGGAGUCCCGUACUUCAGACAAAGACGAGAUGCUACUGGAAGGCUCGGUCUUUCCGCACUUCAAAAAUGUUCUGCAGCUAUCCGUAUGAUGGCAUACGGAUGUUUGGCAGAUGCGAUGGAUGAAUAUUUACGACUAGCUGAAACAACCGCACACAAAUGCCUUGAAAAAUUUGUAGACGGAGUCAUCGACCUAUUCGGAGACGUCUAUCUCAGACGACCUACAGCGGAAGACCUCCAAAGAUUACUGAAUAUUGGAGAACAUCGCGGUUUCCCCGGAAUGGUGGGUAGCAUAGAUUGUAUGCAUUGGGAGUGGAAGAAUUGUCCAACUGCAUGGAAAGGACAAUAUUCACGUGGAUCUGGAAAACCAACAAUUGUACUAGAGGCAGUGGCAUCCCAAGAUUUAUGGAUUUGGCACGCAUUUUUUGGACCACCUGGUACGUUAAAUGAUAUCAAUGUUUUAGACUGCUCACCGGUGUUUGAUGAUAUCUUAGAGGGCCGAGCUCCAAGAGUUUCAUAUGUUGUCAAUGGACAUCAAUACGAAAUGGCGUAUUAUCUCACUGACGGUAUCUAUCCCAACUGGGCAACUUUCAUCCAACCAAUUACACUACCACGUGGUCCAAAAGCUAAACUCUUUGCUCAAUGUCAAGAAGCAUGCCGGAAAGAUGUAGAGCUGGAAGACGAACGACAUACCUACAAUUUCUAUGAACCAUCAGAGUUCUAUCACGGAGAAGGAAGCGGAACUUCUCAGGUUGAUCUAUCGUAUUCUACAGAUAGACAAACAAAUCUACAUAAUUUGAUGGGCAUUCGAAAUGCCGUUCAUGAUCCACAAAUGCAUAAUCGUUUGAAAAAAGAUUUGAUUGAGCAUAUUUGA